Saxophila tyrrhenica is the source of this 1473-nucleotide messenger RNA. RefSeq lists its product as uncharacterized. The coding region runs from base 1 to 1473 and encodes 490 amino acids. Lineage: Eukaryota; Fungi; Ascomycota; Dothideomycetes; Mycosphaerellales; Extremaceae. The record is from RefSeq and is a predicted model, not a curated record. The transcript is spliced from 4 exons.
AUGCCCACGCCCCCGCCCCCGCCUCCGAGCGACCACCGACCUGUGCUGGCCGGGGUUGGUGAGCCGACGAUCAAGCCCAAGCAGCGCCGGAAACCCCGCGCUGUCUCCCACCUCGAGCCGGAACGCCUACAAAGGAAGAGACAGGUGGAUCGCAAGGCGCAGGCGGCUCUGCGUGACCGCGCAAGGUCGCGUGUGCAGACGUUGGAGGCCGAGGUCGAGCUUCUGAGCAAGACGGCGGAGCAGCGCGAGCGGCACCAUGUCGCGCAGGUCACGGCGUUGCAAGAGCAGAACACGCGGCUGCGCGAGCGACUAGACAGCAUCGCGCAUUUGAUACUUCACGGCGAGAACGACAUGGCUCGCGCGACACGUCCGACCCCCCAGAGUCCUUCUUGUCACGACGACCACAAUCUACUCCGCACCCCCGGUGAGGGCUCGGUAGGCGACGCGCCCGGUCACAGCGGCAUGCAAGGCGGAUCGGCCACGGGCAACAACGACGACGUUACGGCAGGAUGUCCUUCAGGCGACCACAGCAUGGCCUCGAAUGGGACAGACCCGCCGAUCUUCUCCGAAUGUCCAUCCGACCAAGUCUCUGGGAGUCACAGUGACGACUUUCGGCGUGGAGAUGUUCCCCACUCGCCAGAGGCGCCCAUUUCUGCGGACGGACAAUCAUACUCUGUAAGUCCCUCGGAGCUGGGAGCACCAGAUCAGAGCCAGGGGUUGAUGGACGGCGGAGGAACCAGCGAUGCCAUUCAGCGAAUGCGGAACCUCGACUCAGACGCAUCAACGUCUGCAAAAAACGCGCCGUCUCCUGCGUUCUGCCAGGGCCCUGCAGCGAUCUCAUGUACUCAUCUGCAAUCAACCUGUAUACUCGACACCAUUCUAGUCAACUUCUAUUCCGGACAGCGAAAGCUUCUCCAGGAGGGCGCCUCCCUUCUCACGGUAUUGGGGCCUUCUCGUCCAUACGUUGCGACCAUUGUCCAUCCAGGGUCGCAAAGCAACCAUCAUCCCAUUUGUCGAAUCAUCGAAGAUGUGAUGUCUACGUUCGGCCAGAUCCAGGCGCCGGAGAAGCUUGGUAUUGUCUUUAAGAUGCAUGCCACCCUCAGGUGGCUUAUCAACAAUACCGUGGAGAAUUAUGAGUACAUGCCGCGAUGGCUGCGACCAACCGCCACACAGAUAACAACACCUCACGCGGCAUGGAUAGAUAAUAUACCGUGGCCUGCAGUCCGAGACAUGCUUAUCGAGAACCCAAUCCUCUACCGCUUCGAAGUCUUCUCAGAGGUCUACUCGCACACCGUCUCGGUGAAUUGGCCUUACGAUACUGACGACGCAUUGGCGACGGAUGAAUGUACUGGACAUCUCGUCAUUGCCCCGAUCUUUGAGAAGCAUGUGCGGAGACUAGGCAACUGGACGGUUUCCAAGGAGUUUGAAGACUACUUCCCGGACUUGGCGAAAGCGACCAAGGUGGGAUCAUGA